Molecule: messenger RNA, 1350 nt
Organism: Trametes versicolor FP-101664 SS1
Lineage: Eukaryota; Fungi; Basidiomycota; Agaricomycetes; Polyporales; Polyporaceae
Product: glycoside hydrolase
Exons: 3
Coding region: 1-1350 (449 amino acids)
Molecular function (GO): glucan endo-1,3-alpha-glucosidase activity
Source: RefSeq, a predicted model, not a curated record
AUGCGCCUCUCUGUAACCUCUACCCUCGCCCUCCUCGGCACGCUCUCGUCGCUCGUUGUGGGCACAAAUGCUGCUCUCAAGGGCGUUUUCGCUCAUUACCUGGUCGGUAGCAUGGGCGGCGCCGACGAAGCCGUAAAAGACGUCCAAGAUGCCCAGAAAAUGAGUCUGGACGCCUUCGCACUCAACGUGCAGGAUCCGUCGGCCUCGUGGGCCACGGACGCCAUCCAGCUGCUCUUCACUGCCGCCGCGGCCAACAACUUCAAGCUGUUCUUCUCGUUCGACAUGUCCGUCAUCGAUCAGCCGUCGACCUUCCUCCCCCUCUUCAAUCAGUACCAGAACAACCCGGCGUACUAUCGACAUGACAACCGGCCCUUCGUCAGCACUUUCAACGGCGGUGCGAAGUCCUUCGGAGCGAGCAGCCCGAACGCUGGGUGGCAAGCCCAGUUUAAGGACAUCCUCAGCUCGCAAGGAAUCAACCCCUUCUUCGUACCCGACUUCGACGACUAUGGUGGCGCUACGUACGACGCCAACUUCUUCAACAACUACCCAGUCGUCGAUGGGGUUAUGAGUUGGGAGAGCGCGUGGCCGGAGGUAUCGGAUGGUCUGGUCAACGUCAGCUCCUCCAAGGACCAGACCGCCUUGACCAAUGCCCGCGCAGCGGGAAAGCUCUACAUGAUGCCACUCUCAUCCGUGCAGUUCAAGCACAUCGACGGCGGUCAGAACUGGUACCGCAUUGGCGAGCUGAACCUUCCGCUGCGCAUCGCCCAGGUCCUCGCGCUCCAGCCAGACUUCGUAGAAAUCAUCACCUGGAACGACUCUGGCGAAAGUCACUACAUCGGCAACUGCUGGCCGGAGGCGAUCGCGGGCGCGCCCGCCAUCCAGGCGUACUCGAACGGCUACGACCACACGCACUGGCAGGACGUCCUCGCGCCGUUCAUCGUCGCGUACAAGAACGGCGCGACCAGCCUCUCCUCCGUGACGCCGUUCGGCGCGUUUGCCGGAGCGUUCUGGUACCGGCCGCUCUUGAAGGCCGCCUCGUGCUCCGGAGACGGUCUCGGGAAGCCGAGCGGAUGGCAGAACGCGCAAGACCUCAUUAAUAUCGCGAUGCUGCUACCGUCGACUUCGUCCGGAGUGACGCUGCGGGUGACCAGCGGAGGCACCGUGGUCGCGACGCUGGCGACUAAGCCGGGGCUGAACUUUGCGUCAGUGCCGAUCCGGACGGGAUCGCAGCGCAUCGAGCUAGUGGCGGCGGAUGGAUCGAUCAUGGGUGCGGGAAGCAGUACGCAGGACGUUGUGUCGGACACGAGCGGCGUGUGUAACUUCAACUACCAGGUGGUGCAUAUUGCUUGA